CACCCUGUGGACGCCCUAAUAAGCCACAACUUUUCUUUUAAUGAGCAGGAUUCCAAGAAACCGGAUCACCCCGUCGGGCAGCAUGAUGCUGUCCAUGACGUACAGCCCCAGCCUCCGGAGCGUAGCCAGUAAGUACCACUCCGACUGGGGGCUGCACGAGGUCCGGCAGACCGAUGUGGUGGAGCUGCAGCGGCUGCGGGAGGUCCGGGUGGCCGCUCAGGCCCGCACCCGGGAAGAGUUCCUCCGGAUGCACGGGCUGACACUGGAGGAAUGUACAGCUCAGAAGACAGGAAUGAGAUAUAGAAACCUCGGAAAGUCGGGACUGCGAGUUUCCUGCCUCGGCUUAGGAACAUGGGUGACGUUUGGAGGCCAGAUUACAGACGAGAUGGCAGAGCAGCUGAUGACCCUGGCCUACGAUAACGGCAUUAACCUCUUCGACACAGCUGAAGUCUACGCGGCUGGGAAGGCUGAAGUCGUAUUAGGGAAUAUCAUCAAGAAGAAAGGAUGGAGACGUUCCAGCCUGGUGAUAACAACCAAAAUCUUCUGGGGAGGAAAAGCCGAGACAGAGAGAGGACUUUCAAGAAAGCACAUUAUAGAAGGUUUGAAGGCUUCAUUAGAACGGCUGCAGCUUGAGUAUGUGGACGUAGUUUUUGCCAAUCGGCCAGACCCCAAUACACCUAUGGAAGAGACUGUACGAGCUAUGACCCACGUCAUCAACCAGGGAAUGGCCAUGUACUGGGGGACGUCACGCUGGAGCUCGAUGGAGAUUAUGGAAGCCUAUUCAGUGGCCCGGCAAUUUAACCUCAUCCCACCCAUCUGCGAGCAGGCCGAGUACCACAUGUUCCAGAGGGAGAAGGUGGAGGUGCAGCUGCCAGAGCUUUUCCACAAAAUUGGAGUGGGCGCCAUGACAUGGUCCCCGCUAGCGUGCGGCAUCGUCUCGGGGAAAUACGAUGGUGGGAUUCCGCCCUACUCACGAGCGUCUCUCAAAUGGCUGAAAGACAAAAUCCUGAGUGAAGAAGGGAGACGGCAGCAAGCCAAGCUGAAGGAACUGCAAGCCAUUGCAGAGCGCCUGGGCUGCACCCUGCCCCAACUUGCCAUUGCCUGGUGUUUGAGGAACGAAGGGGUCAGCUCAGUUCUGCUGGGAGCUUCCAAUGCAGACCAGCUAAUGGAGAAUAUUGGAGCAAUACAGGUUCUUCCAAAACUGUCCUCUUCCAUUAUCCACGAGAUUGACAGUAUUUUGGGCAAUAAACCCUACAGCAAAAAGGACUAUCGAUCAUAAUCGGGGAAUCCCGUCCGCCUGGACUUUUUCCUCCCAAACUCCUUGCCUCUCCCGUUUGCUUGCUUAAAGCUUUAUCGAAGCCGAGUGAAGAGCACGGCUCGCAUCCAAGAAACUACAGCAAGCCCCAAGACGGUCCAGGGAAACCGUUUUUGAAACGUCACACGAGACAACCAUAGGCUUCUUUAACAACUUUUUAUUUUAUUUUUUUUGAAUGCAAGAAACGCUGCAGGUGGGGAAAGGCCAUGAAGGGACUUAAAGUUGAGCCCAGCUUCCUUUUGAGAGGAAAAACAACUCUAAUCUUUCUCUCUCUCUUUCUUGCUUCCUUCCUUUCU
Messenger RNA from Heteronotia binoei (common prickly gecko), 1611 nucleotides. RefSeq names its product potassium voltage-gated channel subfamily A regulatory beta subunit 2 (gene KCNAB2). Bases 41 to 1279 code for a protein of 412 amino acids. Gene Ontology annotation, molecular function: voltage-gated potassium channel activity; potassium channel regulator activity; transmembrane transporter binding. Lineage: Eukaryota; Metazoa; Chordata; Lepidosauria; Squamata; Gekkonidae. The record is from RefSeq and is a predicted model, not a curated record. Gene Ontology annotation, cellular component: voltage-gated potassium channel complex; cytoplasm; juxtaparanode region of axon. The transcript is spliced from 15 exons. Gene Ontology annotation, biological process: regulation of action potential; transmembrane transport; potassium ion transport.